GCUCUUUGCCAUUUCUAGGCUUCUCUUUCAGAAAUAGAAACCAGGACACAUUUCUCUCUCUCUCUCUCUCUCUCUCUCUCUGAGUUGUUGAUUCCAGUGUUGAAGCUGAUUCUGAAGCAAGCACAGUCGAGUGAAAGAUCAACGCGAUUCAGGUUCUUGAUUUCGGCGUUCGAAUAGAAGGUGUUGUUGAGCGAGGGUUCAGCUCAACUGGAUUCGUUUUCUUGAUUUCAGCGCUGAAAGAAAAAAGCUGAUUUCGAGGCCGAGCGGUUGGUGGAAUCUGAGGAGCUUUCUCGAUUUCAGCGUUGAGAGCUGAAUUUCAAGGUAUGUACGGUGUAGGGAGCUCGCAGGCGAUUUCGCGGGACGCGAAUCUCUUGUUCUCGACCACUCUGAAAAACGCAGACGGAGAAUUGCUCAAGAACAGAGAGUUCGGAAGCCUAGAUCCGUAUCAGCAGCAGCAGCAGCAGCUGAGCUCCGGCUUGUCGCGGUUCCGCUCGGCUCCGAGCUCGUUCUUUGCGGGACUCCUCCAUGGCGGCCUGGACUUUCUCGGUCACCAGCAAUCGAAUAGUCCCGUACCGGAGGCCAUGUUGGCGAGUUUCUUCUCCGGCAAUGGCGAUUCUGAGCCUCAGGAUCUGCAGUUCCCGGCGGUUGUAAAGCCCGAGACGCCGGAGCAGAUGAUUUACCGAAGUUCAGGGGAUCAACGUGAUCCGGGUAGAUCAGAGAGCGGUGAUGCUAAUCUCGACGGAUUGUAUAAGAAUUCGGUGCAAGGAAGGAUCAGCAGUAGUGGUGAUUGCUCGAAUUUGAUCAGGCAGAGCAGCUCUCCGGCUGGGUUUUUCUCUGAAAAUGGAUUUGGUGUGAUGACAGAUGCGGGAGGUUUCAGAGAGCGUAAUGGUACUGAUGGAAAAGCCGGCGCAGUUAGUAGGUUGAAUGAUCAUAUUAACUUCUCAUCCCUGCCAUCUUCUGGUUCGAGGCUCCUGCCUUGUAUUGCUGAAAAUGGGAACGAACAGAGUGGGGACUUAGGUAACGGCAACAGCAGCAGUCGGUCUUUUAUACCCAACUUUCAAAAUGAUUCUUGGAAUGCUGGGCUCACUGGCCCAAAAAGAAACAGGGAUGGUGAUGAGAGGGAGCUUUCUGGUUUCAGUUCAAUAGAAAGCCAGAAUCUGGGGUCUAGAAAUUACUCUACCGGUUUGACUCAUCACUUGAGCUUACCAAGAACGACUGCUGAGAUGGCAGCCAUUGACAAGUAUUUGCAGUUUCAGCAAGAUUCCAUCCCUUGCAAGAUCCGCGCCAAAAGAGGCUGUGCAACACACCCCCGGAGCAUUGCAGAGAGGGUUAGAAGAACACGAAUAAGCGAGCGAAUGAGGAAACUGCAAGAGCUUUUCCCCAACAUUGACAAGCAAACCAACACAGCAGAUAUGUUAGAUUUGGCAGUCGAGUACAUCAAAGACCUUCAGGAACGGGUUAAGACGCUCACUGACACCCGGGCAAGGUGCACGUGUUCGAGUAAGCAGAGACAGUUUUCGAAUGCCACCGCUUGACUGACUGACUUGCUCGUGUACAGUACAGAGAAUAAAAGUAGAGAGAGGAAGAGGAAGCUGCGCCUAAUCCAGCUCAAAAAAUGAGCUGAAAGAUGGUAUUUACAAUUACAACUGAAAUAGAAGGCUGGUUUAGUUUCAGCGCAACAAAUGUCACGGAUCAAGUAGAUCAACCAAAUGAUUCAGUGGCCUGGCUUGUAUAGCAAUAACAGAGUAGCUAGCUUUAGCUCGUGUACUCACUCUAAACUGUAUGAUUUACUUCUACGGAAAUAGUUGUUUUGCUGAGAGGUUGAACCACCUACCUUCUGAUUCUGAUUCUGAUGGUGAUGAUACUUGCAAGAACAAGUGAGUGGCAUAGAUGUUAUCCCCC
Messenger RNA from Diospyros lotus (date-plum), 1902 nucleotides. Its product is annotated as transcription factor bHLH130-like. Gene Ontology annotation, biological process: regulation of transcription by RNA polymerase II. Gene Ontology annotation, molecular function: RNA polymerase II cis-regulatory region sequence-specific DNA binding; DNA-binding transcription factor activity, RNA polymerase II-specific; protein dimerization activity. The record is from RefSeq and is a predicted model, not a curated record. Gene Ontology annotation, cellular component: nucleus. Bases 324 to 1535 code for a protein of 403 amino acids. NCBI's taxonomy places the organism in Eukaryota, Viridiplantae, Streptophyta, Magnoliopsida, Ericales, Ebenaceae. The transcript has 6 exons.